AUGUCUUCUGCGCGGCCCGUAUCGCUGUCUGCUGCUCUGCAGACGUCGAUCGUCCUUUGCCAGCGAUUCGCCGCGUCCCUGGCUCCAAACUCCCCGGUUGAAGUGCCUCAAAGCGAAUCAACAGCACCUUCUCCUUUGGUCCUUUUACAUGCGGCCGCAACUACUCUCAGGGCGCAAGUGACCAAGUUGUCUCUUUUAGCAAUCACGGCUCCGUUUACUCCGAGUGCGGCGACCACUUGUCUGCUCCCAUUGAACGAAUCAAUCCUUACGUCGUUAGUAACGGCUGCCUUACUCACAACACCGGACAAGACUAUACCUGCUUUCUCUGCCGAGUGCCGCAAUCUGGCUGCGACAGCACUGCGUGAUAUGCAAACUUUCCUGCGACUCCUAGAGGCACGAAGUCAAACCGAAAAUCAUACAACAGAACUGGACGAAAGGGAAAAGGCGGGAUUCACGGAGGCUACUGGCAAGGUGUGGGACGACUGUGAUAAACUGCUUCCCUUGGCUGCUGAUGGUGUGACCGGAUACGUCGUCCGGAAGUCGAAACAGUGGCUGGAUCUCAUGAAAGACGCGGUCAAGGAAUUGCAAGAUUGGGAUCCUGAGGAUGAUAUCGAUGAGCAUGAUCCGUUCGGUAUCAACCACAGCGAUCAUGAAGAUUCCGACAACCCGAAUGAAAAUGAACACAACAACGAUCGGGCUGCCAUAUCUGCCGGCGUCAAGGAACAAGCACUCAAGGUCUUGAACCGCAUCCCGCAAAGCAUUCACGUUGUCAUCAAGCAAAGGCUCGAGCGAAUGCCCACAGACACAGCCAACACGGCUGGUCAAAUGUGUCAAAUGGAUACGCUCCUCAAACGAAUCCGCCACAUUUCCGAAUUGAUUGACGAAUCGGCCGAAGGCAUGUAUCUUGGGGAUCUUGAAUUAUGUCUUAAAAAGGCAGGCGAAGCUCGAGCCCUAACCAUUGAGGUGGUGGAGUCUGUGCUUCGACCUAUCUCAGAGAUGAAUGCUACGACAGCAGCACCAGUCGAGACCAAUGAAGACCGAUACGUCCAAAGAGCACUUGAAUGGAUUCGGCAGGUCGACCCCGGUGUGUCUUCGCGAAAACCAACAUGA
Fonsecaea multimorphosa CBS 102226 is the source of this 1110-nucleotide messenger RNA. RefSeq lists its product as uncharacterized. Gene Ontology annotation, biological process: regulation of cell cycle. Gene Ontology annotation, cellular component: nucleus. NCBI's taxonomy places the organism in Eukaryota, Fungi, Ascomycota, Eurotiomycetes, Chaetothyriales, Herpotrichiellaceae. The record is from RefSeq and is a predicted model, not a curated record. Bases 1 to 1110 code for a protein of 369 amino acids. The transcript has a single exon.